Molecule: messenger RNA, 825 nt
Organism: Rhodamnia argentea
Lineage: Eukaryota; Viridiplantae; Streptophyta; Magnoliopsida; Myrtales; Myrtaceae
Exons: 2
Coding region: 1-825 (274 amino acids)
Source: RefSeq, a predicted model, not a curated record
AUGGAUGACCUUGCUCUCGACCCCGAUCAUGUUGAGAAUUCCUCGCUCCGGCCUAAAUCUACGGGCAUGAGAGGACUUCUUGACAUCCCUCAAGCUCAAGAGAGGAUACAAGAGGUGGAAGGGACAUACAACAUACCCCAGAUUGGCCUAUUCGUCUUCUCGAAGGUCGAAGUGCCAGAGAAGUUUAAGAUGCCUAACUUUGAGAAGUACGAUGGCACUUCCAAUCCAGUUCAAGAUAUCCAGAUGUAUCAGGCUAUGAUGAAUAAGUAUGUAGCUAAUGGCCCUUUGAUGGUCCAAACUUUUCAGGCUAGUCCGAAAGAUGCAGCCAUGAGAUGGUACACGGAUUAUGAGGUUUACCGGAUGGAAGACUGGGAGAAAGUAGCCAAUGCAUUCAUCAAGCAUUUUAAUUUUAAUCUGGACAUUGUCACUUCUAGGGAAGAUUUGGAACAGGCAGAAAUGAAGAAGGGCGAAACAAUUAAGCAGUAUGCCACCAGGUGGAGGAAUAUCAUAUCGCAGCUAAAACCAAUGCCGCCCGAACCGGAACUCAUGAGAUUGUUUGUCUCUACCCUUCCUCGGGCUAUGCGGUCUUGCAUCCUUGGAACCGUGGCCACCUCGUUCAGUCAUCUCAUUUUGAUGGGUGAAGAAGUAGAGAUUGGAUUGAGGAAAGGAUGGUACGACGAACCUAGUUCUUCCGGGAAGCGAAUUGCUAGCAAGAGAGAUAAGGAGCCAUCCACCGAGAUCAACAUGGCUUACACACAGCAUGCUCCGGCUCAAAUCCCCAACAUACAGAUUGCCGCUCUACAGCUAACUAGCCAUGGUCGCUAG